AUGGAAGCAGAAGCAGAUGUUGUGAUUGUGGGAGCUGGAAUUUCUGGCCUUGCAACAUCCUUAGGACUUCACAGGCUGGGGAUUAGAAGCUUGGUGUUGGAAUCAUCUGAUAGUUUGAGGACAACAGGUUUUGCAUUGACAACAUGGACAAAUGCAUGGAAGGCCUUAGAUGCCCUUGGUCUUGCCGAUUCUCUUCGCCAACAACAUGUCACACUUGAUGGAUUGCCAAUCUCGACCGUUAGUUACGCAAAAUCAGUCCUAACAUGUUUGUUGGUACUUGCUAAGUUCUACUUUUGCACGCACGAAACUGAUUGUAGAGAUUUGAAUGUACAGGAAUGUAACUUCCUCAAGAAUUACAGGGCUUCAAACGUUUGA
Prunus armeniaca (apricot) is the source of this 375-nucleotide messenger RNA. NCBI's taxonomy places the organism in Eukaryota, Viridiplantae, Streptophyta, Magnoliopsida, Rosales, Rosaceae. The record is from the annotation of a GenBank genome assembly.